UGAAAGAGGAUAUAAUGAAUUACUAGCAGCUAUAAAAACAUUAAUAAACGUCCGGGCUAUUUUUCCGCAACUAUGAUCAUACCUUCAGGUAGUUUUCUGAAUUUUAAACUAAGCUUUGCUGCACCAUCAAGAUAUUUUACUGUAUGGUACUAUUAUUAUGGUAUGGUACUAUUAUAUUAUUCGUGACAUAAGUGCAAAUGAAUUAAAAUAUUAUUUACGUCUGAAGAUCCAAAUUGUGUGUUCAUCACAUUUAGAGUGUGAACUUUUCGAAACGAAAACAAAUGGAAUUUGAAGAUUUACUGCUAGAUGUCGGAGAUUGCGGGAAAUACCAAAAGCAUUUGAUUUUAAUUUUCUUAGUCCCUGCAGCUUCCUUACUUCCAUGGUUUACCAUGAACAUAAUGUUCAUGGUAUCAGUCCCUGAUCACUGGUGUUAUGUUCCAGAAGUAGCUUCGUCUAAUUUAAGCAUUUCUGCUCAAAGAUCUCUAAUUAGUCCUCCAGACGAUCCAUGUUGUCGUAUGUAUGAUAUAAAUUACACGGAGCUUUUGUCUAAUGGAAUCUACACUGUGCCUAAUGAUACAGCGACAAAACCAUGUACUCAAGGUUGGCAAUAUGAUAAAACCGACUACGAAUCAACAGUUGCUACGGAGUGGGAUCUAGUAUGCAGUGAUUAUCAUUACACAAAAUUCAUCCAAACAAUGUUUUAUGUGGGAAGCAUUCUUGGAACCCCAAUGUAUGGAGCUUUAUCUGAUAGGAUUGGUCGAAAAAUCACGUUUUUCAUAACUAUUCUUGUAACAGCUGUGUCUGCGAUAGGCUCAGUUUUAAUGAAAAAUUUCACAGCCUUCAUUGUCUUUAAAACUAUCAAUGGGAGCCUCAUGCCUUCUGUGUUUCAGCUACCAUAUAUAAUAGUUUUGGAAAUUGUGGCACCCGAGGUGAGAACUCAUAUGAAUGGCAUCACAAAUAUUGCAUGGACAGUAGGCCUUUGUUUUUUGCCUUUAAUCGCUUAUUUAGCCCGAAGCUGGGUUACGUUAGGACUUAUCACUUCAUCAGUGACUCUUGUGUAUUUACUUUAUUGGAAAAUGCUUCCAGAAUCUCCUCGUUGGCUCGUCUCCCAGGGAAAAUAUGAUGAAGCACUGGUGAUCAUGACAAAAGUUGCGGAAAAAAAUGGAAAACCUCAUGAUCCAAAAGUUCUUUCACAGAAAAUAGAGAAAUUAGGAGAGAAAUUGAAAGCAGACAAAACUCUACGCAAAAAAUUUUUAAUCAUAACUUUAUGUUGGAUAGCGGAUAUUUGUGCCUAUGAUGGUCUACAGAUAAAUGUCUAUAAUUUAGCCGGCAACGAAUUUCUCAACUUUUUCUUCAUGGCGUUGGCUGAAAUUCCCGGUUACUUAGCCAGCUGGUACUUCAUGGGACGUAUCGGAAGGCGAUGGUGUGCAGUCGGUGCUUUUUCUUUGACUGGAAUCGUCUGCAUGUUGCCUGGUAUAGGAUUGGUAAAUUCUUCGGAAGCGGCUGCUUUCAUGGUAACAUAUCAGCAAAGUUCUGAACUCUAUCCAACAGUAGUACGAUCCUUGGGAAUGGGAAUGAGCGCCACAGUUGCUUCAAUAGUUACGAUUCUUCUUCCUUAUAUUAUUUUAUUGGCUGAUUAUGGCAAGGUUAUUCCUUUUAUUAUUAUCGGAAUCAUAUGUCUGGCAGCAGGAAUUGCUGCAUCCUUCUUACCAGAGACACUCAACGAAAACUUACCUCAGACGAUUACUGAUGCUGAACGUUUUGGCCGCAAACAAAAAUUCUUUUCCUGGAACAGACGCAAAAUGUCUAUUAGCCGAGAAAGGUCGAUGAAAAUGAAGACUUCGCAGCGUAGUCACAGUGAAAAUAAUGAGGAUACUAACCUACAUUCAACAGCAACAAUUCUACAAAAUGCCGAUUUAGAAGCUAUCGCAGAUUAUGCUGAAGUUCUGAAAGAAUUAGAGAAUGAUCCAAACGAUGAAUCAGACAACAUGAGAAAGCGAAAACCUUCUGACGGUGCAAUCAAAAGCAUAAACAUUGAUGAAACGAAGUCCGCUGUUCCUAGUUCAACAACCAAUGACUACCGCUCAUGUGAAGCUUUGAAACAGCAUACUGAAUCGGAGGGAAGUCGUCGUUCUUUUUAAAAGAAAACGGCAAGGAUCUGCUUCCUAGGGAUUUGAACUGAAGACAAAUAUUACAUCAACAACGGGAGUAGAAUGAGUAAGGAUAGACAAAGAAACGACAGUCGUUCAUAAUCGAACACAGAGAAAACAAAAUAAGGAAAGAUUCCCUAGCUGGUUUAUGUGGGGAUUUACAUCAAUGCAAUGUCCAUUACCCGAUAUCUUUUUUAAUACUUUCUAACAUUUAGAAAGCGUUUAUAUUUCAGUCUUGUUUUCCAAGCUACAUAUCUCAGUAUAUUGAAAUUUAUAUGCAAGGCGAAUCUAUUUUCUUGUACGACAGCGGAAACUCGAUUAUUUGUUAGUCAUUUGACAAUGGAGCUAUGUUACUUACCAGUCCUUGAGACGUUCCAAUGGACAUUGUGAAUCCACAGAUAGCAAAGAAUAAAUACAAGUAUAAAAAUAACUACGUCGAUUGAUGUACAUGUUAUUGUAUCAGAAGCAUUUUCAGGAAUUAAAAAGCUACAGAAUUUACCCAUUAUUGUUCAUCUGAUGCAAUUAGAUGAACAAUAAUGGGUAAAAUCUGUGAUGUCUGAAUAUUUGUUCUAAAACUUAACAGAUGACUACAGAAGUUUUGACCAGUAGUUGAGUUAUCGCAUUUGGUAUUACUUGCCUUCUAAUAUGCAAGAUAGACUCAAAGGUCAUAUCGACCAAAAGCAUAAAUAUUAUUAGCCACGACUUGUGGGAAUUGCAGCUAAAGAAAUAUAAAUAAACUAAGCUAUAAGGAUUCUCGUAGCUUAUAACAACAACUGCUCGUUGGUAUGCUAAAAUUAAUAACGGAUUACGACAACGAAUCCUACGCAAGCCUACAAUAUACCAGUAUACUUAGGUCGAUAUGAAAAACUACUAAACUUGCCAAGCUGUGCAAAGUCUUCAAUAAUUCGGUUACUGUUUUACUAGAGGAAUUUACAGUAGGGCCGCAGAAUUAUGGAAUGAGCUAUAAUUAAGAUUACAGCUUAGUGUUAGGCAGUGCCUCCAGCAGUGUAACUUGCAUAAUCUUCUGGUUCCAAGUUCCGGUUCUAAAGUUUCCUGAAAAGACAAAAAACAUGGAAUAGAAUAUAACAUAACUAUCAGUAAAUAAAAUUUAAAUCAUAAAUGUCAUAAUUAUAGAAAAAUAAGAAAAAGUACUAGACUUCCCAAGUUCUUCCAACCUUUAAUACGAGGACAAUCCCCAAAAAAAGGUCUCUUAGAUUUUUAGAUAUACAAAGAACCGUUUAUUUUCUAUAAUUGCUACAUCACUUUAAAGAUUGCAGAAUGCUUUAUUUUUCAACAUAAUCGCCAUUUCGGUCGGUGC
Molecule: messenger RNA, 3468 nt
Organism: Stegodyphus dumicola
Lineage: Eukaryota; Metazoa; Arthropoda; Arachnida; Araneae; Eresidae
Product: organic cation transporter protein-like
Biological process (GO): transmembrane transport
Cellular component (GO): membrane
Molecular function (GO): transmembrane transporter activity
Source: RefSeq, a predicted model, not a curated record